Molecule: messenger RNA, 1581 nt
Organism: Wyeomyia smithii (pitcher-plant mosquito)
Lineage: Eukaryota; Metazoa; Arthropoda; Insecta; Diptera; Culicidae
Product: L-dopachrome tautomerase yellow-f2-like
Exons: 5
Coding region: 116-1507 (463 amino acids)
Cellular component (GO): extracellular region
Source: RefSeq, a predicted model, not a curated record
UGAGAUCGUAGCCAGUCGGUUUCAGAACGUUACACCGCGAACAAGUGACGAAGCUGGACGAGGAAGCUUCGCUUAGUGAUUUUUUGAGAAACUAUAAAGGAAAAAAACCAGCAAAAUGGGUACAAUAUUUAUUGCUUUGCUGUUUUUGACAACUUUCUCUGCAUUUUCCUCCGCGGCAAAUCAGCGCGCGGUUGAAGAGGUUCUGAAAUGGCAAAAAGUUCAAUUCGAUUUGCCAGCGGACGUGCUGAAUGCUCCAGAUGGCUACAUCCCAAUCAACAAUAUUCCGAUGAGUGGCGUGCACUACAAAAAUCGCGUGUUUGUCACGGUUCCUCGCCGACGCUGGGGAAUCCCUUCGACGCUCAAUGUCGUUGAUAUUGCGCCCCCCUUUCCGAACACGAACCCCGUGCUAAGGCCGUACCCGAACUUUGAACUUAAUAAACUGCGAGAAGAUCUGCAGCCGGACGCGAACCGUAUUGUGACAGUUUACCGUCCACGGGUCGAUCGUUGCGAUCGGUUGUGGUUCAUUGACACAGGAAUGAUGGAAAUACCAGGAAACUUCACCAUCGUCCAACGUCCAUCGAUAUGGGCUGUCGACCUGAAAAUAGACCAGCCAAUCCAUCGCUACGAGAUUCCAGCAAAAGAUGUGGACAGUGGCUAUGGACUUACCUCGAUCACUCUGGAUGUCGAUCCAGACGAUUGCGAAAAAGUAUUCGUCUACAUUUCCGACUUGCAGACCUACCGCAUGUUGGUGUAUGAUUACCAAAACCAAAAAUCCUGGCGCUUCUUACAUAACUAUUUCUUCUUGAAUCCACUGGAGGGUGACUUCCGCAUCCAGGGUAUCCCGUUCGCAUGGGACGAUGGUAUUUUCUCGAUCGCAUUGAGCAACCCCGACCCGAUAACCAAAUUCCGGACAGCCUUUUUCCACGCACUAUCUAGUAACUCCGAGUUCACCGUGUCCACUGCUGUUCUACGCAAUGAAACAGCCUCACGACGAAGCUAUCACGGAGAUGACUUUAAAUUGCUAGGAUACCGUGGCGCUCAGUCCCAGUCUAGUAUUCAUGCGUUCGAUCGCGAAACCGGCGUAAUUUUCUUCGCGUUGAUCCAACAGAAUGCCAUCAGCUGCUGGGAUACAAAAAAACCCUUCGCAUCACAGAACAUGGCCAUAGUUUACAAAAAUGACAAGAAUAUUGUUUACCCGAAUGACCUUGCGAUUGACAACAAUGGCUACGUCUGGUUCAUGUCCAACUCAAUCAUCAAGCUGUUGUACACCCAACUGAAUUUGGAUGAAUUCAACUUCUUCAUUUGGCGUGCCAAUAUUAAGGAAGCAAUUAAGGGCACCGUAUGCGAUCCAACCGUACGGCCGAAUGUUGAUGCCGUGCAGCGUUUCGGCGAAAGUACCGGCGGAGAUCGCGUCACAUUCCUUGAGUACAAGGAACAAUAUGGCCCAAGUGGUGGUCCCUGCGGCGGAUGGGGGCACGGCGGCAACAAAAAACCCGGUCGAGCAUAGUUGAUGUCACUACGAACAGAUUUUCUUCUAAUUAAUAAUACAAAGAAAUAAAACAGACAAUAUUACGAUAUUAA